AAUCGCAUCUUUUUAUUUUGUAAUUAAAUUGGUGUAAAUCAUAAAAAUAUAUAUCCGUGAAUUUAUACGAAAUAACGUAAUAAUUCUCUGAUUAGAACUUAUAAGAGAUUUAGCGCCGAAUAAAAUAUAAACAAUUGAUUGUGGUUAUGAAAAUCAUUGGUGAAAAAUAGCAACAUGUAUAUCUAGCUAAAUGAAAAUGAUGAAAUUACAAUCACAGAAAUGUUCUCUAAACAUGAUUUUAUGAUAAGGAUGAUAAAAUACUGCAUUAUAUAUAAGAAAUUUAUCUUAGAUUUGAGAAAUUUCUGCAGUAUUAUAUGAGAAUAAAAUCAACAUUGACAAUAUGAGGAAAUAUUAUCAGGCUGCCCUAGCUGUGACAGCGAUAAUAAGUCUUAUAUCCCUGCUCAUCUACAGACAUGAAUAUAACAGAUUAAGGUAUGUCUUAGAAGUUUUCAAUUACUUUGGUAAGCCUGGGCCAAAAAGAGAUGCAAAUUGUACGAGUUUUAAUCCGAUAUUUACCACAUUCGAUGCAAAAUUUGACGAACCAAUUCCCUCUUGGCAACGCUUGGAGGAUGAUCUAUACAUAUAUUCUGCAUACAGUAUUAACAAUAAAGAGAUAGCAGCUAUUGGUCUCGGUACUAUAAACAGUGUUUCAAACAUACAAUGUCUCGUCUUCUUCGAGAAUGAGAGUAAACCUAUAUUGGGAAGUUUUAAAUUUAUCCCCAUUGGUAAUGCAAUUGCUGUGACCCUAGAAAAUUCAAAAUACGGAGGGUAUCAUUUUGUUUGCAUGUAUACUAGUAAUGAGACUCCUACUGGAAUAACAUUUGUUACAAAGUCUAACAAGUAUCUCAAUUAUGCACCUAUCUUUCCUAUAAAAGUGCAACUAAGGAGCUUGAGCCAUAGUAGAAUAGGAGUGUGCGUGAUGCAAUCAUUGAUGAAACCAAUGCAGUCAGCAGAUAUGAUAAGUUUCAUUAGCUACCAUGCAUUGAUUGGAAUGGAUAAUUUUAUCAUUUAUGAUUCUGGAAUUUCAAAUGAAUUUAAUAGUAAGUUAAAAGAAAUGGCUAAUGAUUUGACUUCCUUUUGGAAGUUUACAUAUACCGUGAUACCAUGGAAUUUUCCUCUUGCGGAGAUCGAUCAAAAUACCAUAAGAGAGAUUCUCGAGACAGAUUGUUUAUAUCGUACAUACAACAAUGUUGCUUAUGCUAUUACUCUUUCAUGGAACGAAUUUGUAGUUUUGAAAUAUCAUCACGCAAUGAUCGAUCUGAUGGCAGAUUUCAAACGGACCAAGAUGAUAGCCGACCGUUAUAAGCUAAAAACUGCAACUUUUUGCACGCAACAAGCUGACAAUAAACAAUACGCCAAUUCUACAUUGAUAGUGUUAAAGAAGAUGAAAUCCGAUAUGAACAUUUUAGAAGAUCAUUCUAUUUACAUACACAAGCCACAUGUAACAUUGCAAGAUACCCAUAUAUAUACCAAGGAAAUAGGAAAGGAUCUGGUUGCUGUAAAUCAAUAUAAAUAUUGCGAUAAUUAUAAAGACAGUCGAGAAGUAGAAGACUUUACGAUUUUAAGAUUCGCCCAAGAAAUGCAAAACUCAUCAAUUCUUAGGAAAUAUCUCGAACUUUAUAGUGUGCUCAAUACAAAGUGAUACAAAUUUUGGCACAAUUGAUAUAUUAAUUUAAUAUUAUUAAUAUUUGCACAAUCUUGGAUGUUUUCCAUUUGCAUACUACUUAAUUCAUAUAUAUAUAUAUAUAUAUAUAU
Messenger RNA from Cataglyphis hispanica, 1755 nucleotides. RefSeq lists its product as uncharacterized. The transcript has 2 exons. Bases 341 to 1642 code for a protein of 433 amino acids. The record is from RefSeq and is a predicted model, not a curated record. Lineage: Eukaryota; Metazoa; Arthropoda; Insecta; Hymenoptera; Formicidae.